This is a messenger RNA of Megalops cyprinoides (Indo-Pacific tarpon), 996 nucleotides long. RefSeq names its product probable G-protein coupled receptor 148. Gene Ontology annotation, biological process: G protein-coupled receptor signaling pathway. Gene Ontology annotation, cellular component: membrane. The record is from RefSeq and is a predicted model, not a curated record. Bases 1 to 996 code for a protein of 331 amino acids. Gene Ontology annotation, molecular function: G protein-coupled receptor activity. The transcript has a single exon. NCBI's taxonomy places the organism in Eukaryota, Metazoa, Chordata, Actinopteri, Elopiformes, Megalopidae.
AUGGCUCAGAGGCACAACGCCUGCGGGAACACGUGGGCUCUGCCCCUUUCCCCUGCCCGGGUCUCGCCCCUCCAGAACUGGAGCGACAUUCUCACCUUCGGGGGAGGGAGGUACUUCCUGCUUCCGGCAGCCAGCUUCCUGUUGGCCCUCCUCCUGGCUGACCCCGUGGUCCUCCUGGCCGUCUUCCGCACUCCCAGACUCCUGCAGGAGCCCCGCUACAGGCUGCUUGCCAACACGCUGAUCAGCGAUAUCCUGUACGCCCUGGUCACCUUCACCCUGACCGCCACCAACGUCUCCCCCAUCAUUUUUCCCAGCAUGCUGUGCGAGGCCCUGCUGAUGCUGCAGUGCGUGACGCAGUUCGCCAGCAUGCUCGGCGUCACCGCCAUGGGCGCCAACAUCUACCUGGCCGUCAACUGGCCCUUGCGCUACCACGCCCUCUUCCCCCCGUCAAGGGCGCUGCACGCCAUCGCCGCCCUCUGGCUGCUGUCCGCGGCCGUACCCGUCACCAUCCUCAUCCUCAUGGGGCGGAGCUGGAGCCUGCUGUGCGACAUGCCCGUCUGCACCCUCAGCAUGCUCUUCUUCCUGCCGCAGCCCAGCCCCGUGCUGCUGGAGCUCGACUACAUCGCCCUCAUGGUCUCCUGCACCCUCUGCUUCCUGCUCAUGUCCGUCUGCUUCUACCUGCUGGUGUGGAAGACGCGCAGGGCCGGGGUGUGGCAGGGGGUGCCCCCCAGGGCCAGGCAGACCAUCUCCGUCCACUCCCUCAUCUUCAUCCUCUACUUCCUCCCGUCCACCGUGGUCAUCGGUCAGAAGCUCCUCCUGACCCGCAAGGCCAAGGACACCGUUUCCUCCCUGUACGUCAGCCUGACCAUCGAGAGCGUCGUCAACAUGCUGCCCAAGGCUCUGACCCCGUACCUGUACGGCUUCAGGUGCGCUGAGCUGUCCCUGGCCGUCCGCAGCCUGUUCAGCGGCAGGACACGCGUUGUCCCCGGGGGUUAA